Molecule: messenger RNA, 1859 nt
Organism: Cornus florida
Lineage: Eukaryota; Viridiplantae; Streptophyta; Magnoliopsida; Cornales; Cornaceae
Product: stearoyl-[acyl-carrier-protein] 9-desaturase 6, chloroplastic-like
Exons: 2
Coding region: 27-1190 (387 amino acids)
Biological process (GO): fatty acid biosynthetic process
Cellular component (GO): chloroplast stroma
Molecular function (GO): stearoyl-[ACP] desaturase activity
Source: RefSeq, a predicted model, not a curated record
UCCAAAAUACAACCCCACUCAGAGAGAUGCAGUCCACAGUCCUCUCUCACCUGGUGCACCCAGCUAGCCACAAUCUGACCCACCGCCGUGUCAAACCACCACCCUCCACCACCACAUUCCGUCGGCCACCGCAGGUCUCCGCCGUGGCAGCACCAGCACUACGUCCCCAAGUGACACACUCAAUGCCUCCCGAAAAGGUUGAAGUCUUCAAGUCUUUAGAAAACUGGGCCACCCAAUGUGUCCUCCCACUCCUCAAGCCCGUGGACCAUUGCUGGCAGCCCCAAGAUUUCCUACCCGACCCAUCACAGCCGUUCGAUGCUUUCGCUGAGGAAGUGCGGGCUCUACGUGAACGGACGGCUGGCCUGCCUGAUGACUACUUCGUGGUGCUGGUUGGGGACAUGAUCACUGAAGAUGCAUUGCCCACUUAUCAGACCAUGAUCAACACGCUCGAUGGGGUCCGGGACGAGACCGGGGCGAGUCCGAACCCAUGGGCCGUCUGGACCCGGGCUUGGACCGCUGAGGAGAACCGCCACGGCGAUCUGCUUCGAACCUACCUGUAUCUGUCGGGUCGGGUUGAUAUGUUGAUGAUUGAGAGGACCGUACAGUACCUAAUUGGAGCUGGCAUGGAUCCGGGAACAGAAAACAACCCGUACUUGGGAUUCGUGUACACAUCAUUCCAAGAGCGCGCCACGUUCGUGUCACACGGGAACACGGCUCGGCUAGCCAAGGAGGGCGGUGAUCCGGUGCUUGCGCGCAUAUGCGGCUCCAUCGCAUCAGACGAGAAGCGUCACGAGAACGCUUACGCCAAGAUUGUCGAAAAGCUCCUUGAAGUGGAUCCCACAAGCGGAAUGAUGGCCAUAGCCGAUAUGAUGCGCAAGAAGAUCACAAUGCCGGCCCAUCUGAUGCACGAUGGGCGGGACCCACUGCUGUUUGAUCACUUCUCGGCUGUGGCCCAGCGGCUCGGGGUCUACACGGCGCAUGAUUACGCCGAUAUACUGGAGUUCUUGAUCGGACGGUGGAGGUUGGAGAAGAUGGAAGGUCUGACGGCUGAGGGGAGGCAUGCGCAGGAGUUCGUGUGUGGGUUAGCGCCCAGGAUCAGGAAGCUGCACGAGCGAGCCGAUGAGCGGGCGCGGAAAAUGGAACCGCGAGUGAGGUUCAGCUGGAUUUUCGAUAAGGAGGUGAAAAUGUAGGCGAGUGGGUGCGCACGCGCCAUCAAGUGGUGGAUUUAUUUAUUUUUAUUUAUUUUUUUUCUUUCUUUCUUCCAAUGAGGGUUGGGUGUUGGGUUUGUAUAUAUAAUUAGCAAAUACCAUAUAGUCAAGUUUAAUCUUCUUUGGAACUGAGAAAAAGACAAAUACUGCCCUUAUUAUUAUAUAUCUUUUUAAUCAUUGCAAAUAUACAAAGCUGAGCCAUCAAUGGGAGUAGAGGCGCAAAAGCGGAGUUAGAUAAAGACAUACAAGACAUACAAAUUUUGAAGUAAAAUAAGAAAAAAUGAACAAGCUCCAAAUUUAUUGGGAGCAAGAGUGGCUAAAAAAUGAAAAUUACUAAAGGAGUAGAGUAGUAAUAGGAGAGAUCCAAAAGCUUGAUCAUCAUCAAGGGGAAAAAUUACAUACCUAAAUUCGUACAAGAUCAAAUCAGAUGAAAAGAUCAGUUGGAGAGAGGAGAGAAAACGAGAAAGGAGAGAAAACGAGAAAACAGCAGAUUUACUCAUAUAUUAGCCAAAAACAAAACAAAACUUAGCCCCUUCCUCCAUGAGUGAUAGGUAGGCCUUUGCAAAAAAAAAUAAUAAUAAUAAAUAAAAAAAUAAAAAUAAAAAUAAAAACUACUACUACUAUUACUUUAAAUAAAUAAAAAAAUAAAAA